Molecule: messenger RNA, 3692 nt
Organism: Lates calcarifer (barramundi perch)
Lineage: Eukaryota; Metazoa; Chordata; Actinopteri; Centropomidae
Product: RING finger protein 122
Exons: 6
Coding region: 1076-1546 (156 amino acids)
Cellular component (GO): endomembrane system
Molecular function (GO): zinc ion binding; ubiquitin protein ligase activity
Source: RefSeq, a predicted model, not a curated record
CUGUGAUGCAGACAGCGAAUCACAUGAGCAGGGAUCUGUUUACAAACUGAGAGCUGAAGACGAGAAGUGGAGAGGGGAGAGACGAGGAAGAAGAGAGGAGGAGAGUGAAUGAGAGAAGAAAAUACAGGAGAGGAGAGGAGAGCCUGGAUCUGAAUUAACAUUAGCCGCAUUGUCUUCCUGUGUUUUAUACCUCCCUGUGCUGUGUGCUCAGAGCAGGAAGGCAGGGGUAGAGAUGAGGAGCUGCCUUCCACAGGAACACCACUGAGGCUGCCUGCCUGCCUGGCUGCCUGGUUGGCUGGCUGUGCUGCCGGGGAACCCAUCCAUGUCCUUCCUUUUGUCUCUCCAUAAUUGGCCACGGCAGGUUUUCAUCAGCCUGAGAGGAGGAAAGCGACAUGGAGAUCUAAAAGGAGAGGGAAGAGGAAAAGGAGGAAAGGAAGAGAGAAGAGAAAAGAAAAUAAAGAAGGGAGGGAGAGCCUCGUGACAAUGUUUUGAAAAGGAGACAAAGGAAAAAAGCAGGGAGUGUGCACGGCCAGAGGUUCAUAACCAGAGUGCUGGGUGGGAUUUGGAAGUACAUUUCCUCGUAUUAUCAGUGACAUUGGUGUCUUUUUAUCCACAGCGCUCACAGGUUUAUCUCCAAGACUGGUUUCUUUGUCAUGCAGGACGGAGGACACAAAGAAACACUCAGAUUUCUUUCUCUGACAUAUUUACAGUUGUCUGGGAGUCUAAAUCUCAAUUAAUGUGGAUGUUUGCAUCAUAUUAUUUGAUAGUAAAUCAUCACUGCUGACUGAAUAAUCACUGUUCGAUUGAGCAGAUGUCUUCUUGAGGAACUGGGAGUCUCUAAUCAGGUCUGCUUACUCCAGACCACAAGGAUUUAACUCACUGCACAUCCUCGCUAUCAACAAUCAGGGUUAAACUAGUCUGAACUCAAAAGGCAGUGGACAUAAAAGUCACAACUGAUCCUUUUCAUUUCCAGAAACACAUUUCAGAAAAUUUGUGGAAACUAGAGUUUGUGAUAUUGAAGAGGUCGCGACCCCUGCAGCUCUCUGGCUUUGUCGUCCGAGCAUCUGCAUAUUUGAUGCACUCUGUCCAAUGGUGUAACGGGUGCCUGUGUGACCUUCGAUUGAAGAACUCCAACCCCUACUGCAGAAUGACAUCUGAAGUGCUCUUCCACCUGCCCCUCAACAUCUACAUCAUCAUCCUGGGCAUUGGCCUCUUCAUCCUCAUGCUCAGCCUCAUCUUCUGCUGCUACCUGUUCAGACUGAGGCGUCAAGGUGCAAGAGAACAGUACGGCUACAAUGAGGUUGUUUUGAAAGGAGCGGGGAAGAAACUGAGCCUUCUUGGUCAAACAUGCGCAGUGUGUUUAGAAGAGUUUCGCAGCAGGGACGAGCUUGGAGUGUGCCCAUGUUCCCAUGCUUUUCACAAGAAGUGUUUGCUAAAAUGGUUAGAAAUCCGCAGCGUCUGCCCUAUGUGCAACAAGCCCAUUUGUCGCCUCCAGCCUGACCCCCCACAAGCACCCGAGCAGCCACAGAGUCUCCUGGAGGUCUGAGAGGGGAACGUCUGUCCAGCAGCACCUCACGCUCUCCACUCAGUUGACACCUGUCACCACAGAGGGUCCUGUUGCACAGUCCAACAGUAACAUUUUCUGAGGCAGAGCUACUCUGGCAGUAGAAAUUUUAGAAACUGUAAGUACCAAGCCAAAGAACCUACCUGGCAAACUAUGUGGAGAUGGGGAUUGUAACACUGACACAGAGGUGGUAAUGGUGAUGACUUUUCACUAAUACUUGAUAUGGUAUUCAUGAUAGUGGAUAAAGACUCACUAUCAAACCUAGAUACUGCAAUUUUCAGUACAAACCUAGGUUGUCCAUGUGCCUUAAAGCUGCAGAUCCUCUGAAGGCCACUAAAAUCACAUUCAGACUGGGUUAUAAAAUUGGCUGUCAGCUAGCUAACUCCACUUUAUAUGUGUGUAUUGGUAGGAAUCUUAAGAUUUAUUAAGAGAGUAAGGAGGGCUGUGUUUGCUCAACCUACACAUAACGAAGGCUUUCUCUCAAUCAUAGGGGUCACACCACAGAUCAUAAAACUAUAUAUUUUCUCAUCUAAUUCUUUAUGUAGCAAAUGCACUUCUGCUUGUCUUUUUCAGUGGGCUUAAGUUUAAUGUUAAUUACAGUAGCCUAAAGGAAAACUAUGGUUCUUUGGCUUCAACCACUGACCUUCCUUCCAUCAUGUAGAAAUGUUGGUGCAAUUAAAAAGGUCUGUGACAGCAACACAAAAUCACCAAGGGUUUAGCAUUUACCAUCAUCAUCAAAAUCACAGCAUCAUCAGCAAGCAGUGUAUUUUAUCAUCCAACUGUGGAGAUACCAGCUAACUGUCACUAGUGAAUGCAGUGGCAAGAAACGUUUGUAAACCUUAUGGAAUGACCUGGUUUUCUGCAUUAAUUGUUCAGAAAAUGUGAUCUGAUCGUCAUUUAAAUCACAAGUACAGACAAACAGCAUGCUUAAGGUAAUAUCACACUCAAUUAUAACCAUGUGUUUCUGUAGUGAACACACUGGUCGAACCUCAGCAGCAGUAACCUCAAACAAGCUCUUCUGGUAGCUGAGGAUCAGACCUACACAAAGUUCAGAAGGAAUUUUGGACCAGGAAAUCUGCUGUGAACAGCUGUUUCAGCUCAUUCCACAGCAUCUCUUUGGUCUAGGCUCUGAUUCCAACAGGCAAAGUUUCUUUGUUUGACUUCAGUCUGUACUAGAUUUACUUCACUGUUUAGGGUCAUUGUCCUGCUGCAUCACCCAGCCUCCACUGAGUUUCAGCUGGCAGACAACCAUUAUGACAUUAGAAUUCAUGAUUGCAAUUAAGAUGAAGGUCUGAGCACCUGUUAAAAACAGAUUUGUUUUACAUUCAAUGAAGGUAAUUCCAAGGGAUUCUCUUACUUUUUCUUGCCACUGUAUUCAAGGAGUAAGUCAGAUAAGCUUUAGAAAGGGUUCAUCUAUGUCACCCAGUUAUGUUGGGCCCACAGCAUUUUGAGGAUGGUGAUGUGUAGUGCCACUUCUCAACUCAACUAAUGAGAUUAUUUCUGCCUCCAGAGCAGCUCUGCCUCUGAGAAAUGUUUGUAUGACAGCUUUUUUUUUUCAGUUUGCCCCAUAAUUAUGUGCAGCUCCUCAUGAAUAUGAUGUGUCAUGGUCUUGAGCCACAACUUAAUAACCUGGAGCUUGGAGGGAGGAAGAUUCAACCACCAGAAAACACCAGCUUUGAAGAUACCAGAUGCUCCUUUGGUGCACAGAUGCUCCAGAUUUGAUGGCAAAUAGAGAGACUGUAGGGAAAGAUGUGCAGUUGAGGAAAAGAGGACUUUUACAGUCAAAAUAAGUCCUGUUUAAAUGAGCAAAACAGGACAAUUGUAAACUAACGAGAUACAGGUGUGUGUGUAAUUUGGCUGCCAUCUUCAGCUCCAUCAGACAGUGUGUUGCCAAGAUGAAUGAAGGUAGUGAGGCCCUAAACGGCAAGACAGUCGAGUCAUAUGGGAUUUGAUAGAAAAGACAACUACAUGCUGUCACAUGCCUACUCAGCUACAAUUAAAAGUCCGCAGUGACUCAACCACUGAAAUAACACACAUAUAAAGAUAUAAAUGGUUUUUAAGUUAUUUUUGAGGAACUGUUUUGUAUCAUGACUGGACUUCAAUAAAGGGUAUAGUAUGUCAGCUAAAA